This is a messenger RNA of Cebus imitator (Panamanian white-faced capuchin), 899 nucleotides long. Its product is annotated as non-histone chromosomal protein HMG-14. NCBI's taxonomy places the organism in Eukaryota, Metazoa, Chordata, Mammalia, Primates, Cebidae. Gene Ontology annotation, cellular component: nucleus; chromatin. Gene Ontology annotation, biological process: chromatin organization. The transcript has a single exon. Gene Ontology annotation, molecular function: nucleosomal DNA binding. Bases 90 to 392 code for a protein of 100 amino acids. The record is from RefSeq and is a predicted model, not a curated record.
AGUGGUAGCGGCCAGGCAGCCCAUCUUCGCAAAGGCUUUCGGCGCGCCGUGGCCCGCGGGCACCCGGCACGCACCUCCCCGCCGCCAGGAUGCCCAAAAGGAAGGUCAGCUCCGCCGAAGGGGCGGCCAAGGAAGAGCCCAAGAGGAGAUCCGCGCGGUUGUCAGCGAAACCUCCUGCAAAAGUGGAAGCGAAGCCAAAAAAGGCAGCAGCGAAGGAUAAAUCUUCAGACAAAAAAGUGCAAACAAAAGGGAAAAGAGGAGCAAAGGGAAAACAGGCUGAAGUGGCUAACCAAGAAACUAAAGAAGAUUUACCUGCAGAAAACGGGGAAACAAAAACUGAGGAGAGUCCAGCCUCUGAUGAAGCGGGAGAGAAAGAAGCCAAGUCUGAUUAAUACCAUAUACCAUGUCUUAUCAGUGUUCCCUGUCUCCCUUCUUGUACAAUCCAGAGGAAUAUUUUUAUCAACUAUUUUGUAAAUGCAAGUUUUUUAGUAGCUCUAGAAACAUUUUUAAGAAGGAGGGAAUCCCACCUCAUCCCAUUUUUUAAGUGUAAAUGCUUUUUUUUAAGAGGUGAAAUCAUUUUCUGGUUGUUUAUUUUUUGGUACAACCAGAAAAUAGUGUGGGAUACUGAAUUAUGGGAGGCUUUGACUGUCUUGGGUGUCAGCUUAACAUUCCAUAGAUGGGGGGUUAGUUUUUAUAUCCUAUAAUACAAAGCAUAUUAAAUGGCAAUAUGGAGUCAGUCUUGCAUUUAAUGUCUUGAACAUUUUAAAUUACUUCUAUUCCCAUGUUUUUUAGUAGAAUUGUUUCCUAAAGAAAACCACUCUGGUCGUGGCUCUCCCUGUCAGAAUUGUGUGCACUCUGUAACAUCUUUGGUGUGAUAGUCCUGUUUUCCUAAUAACUUU